GUUGUGCAGCAGGAGCUGGUGUAAAACAUUAUUUUCACCAACAGUCAUUUCGUUCACAGCUCAAAGGAAAUGACUUGUUUCAGGAAAUUGAGCAAGUCGUCGUUUGCAAAUGAAAUUGCAUCAUCACGUCAGCAGAUCACAGUACGGUCACAGUCAUGGACGUGGACGCGGCCUUUCUCAAAUCCAGGAGGGGAAUCCUGAAAGCAGCAGAGAUGGGGACUCUGCUUGCAGCUUUUGUGUGUUUCACUGUCGCAUCCAGACCAAAGUACAUCACAGCCACAGUGCUGGAGUUUCUAAUCACUUCCCUGCUGCUGUCGUUGUACCUGUUCAAGCUCAACAAGAGGCUGACCUUCUUCUUCUGGCCUUUAGUUGACUUUUUCAAUUCAGUCUUUGCAGUCAUCUACUUUGUUGUCUUGAGCGUGUUGGCUUUGAUCACACACACCGUCACAGGCACACUGGUUGGAGGGUUAUUCGCUCUCAUGUCAGCUGCUCUGCUCGGUGCGGACGGUUACAUUCUCUUCAGCAACAUCACAUUCAACAAGCCAAGAGGUCAAACCCAGAGUCCAAACAAUGAAUGAGAUCACAUCAAAUCAAUACAGAAGAUACUUUAUCAGUGAAUCAAAUUUAUAAAACAUGUAACACCAACACCCACUGCUACUUAGUUGUGAAAAUGUGUGUUGAAUGUACUGUGAUGCUGUUCUGCAGGCUACAAUCAUACGUUUUAAAGGUUUACUUACUGUAGUUUGCAGCAUAUUUAAGAUUCUUGCAACAAUCAUUAAGUGAUUUUACAUAUUAAACAAACAUAAAGCUGUGACUAACUUCAGCCAUAUUUUGCAGAUGCUUUUAAUUGACGCAAA
Messenger RNA from Paralichthys olivaceus (Japanese flounder), 857 nucleotides. Its product is annotated as chemokine-like factor. The record is from RefSeq and is a predicted model, not a curated record. Gene Ontology annotation, cellular component: membrane. NCBI's taxonomy places the organism in Eukaryota, Metazoa, Chordata, Actinopteri, Pleuronectiformes, Paralichthyidae.